Messenger RNA from Hyalella azteca, 1942 nucleotides. RefSeq names its product cation-independent mannose-6-phosphate receptor. Bases 44 to 1627 code for a protein of 527 amino acids. Lineage: Eukaryota; Metazoa; Arthropoda; Malacostraca; Amphipoda; Hyalellidae. The record is from RefSeq and is a predicted model, not a curated record. The transcript has 3 exons.
UGAUCAGUCCGUUUGAGGAGUAUUUUUCCAAUUAUCAGAAAAAAUGCGUUUAUUGCUUAUAAUGAACGUUUUUUUAGCUGUUAACAGUCUGCGUAAGAGUUACGCGCAAGAACCAGCGACAAAAAGCGAGGAUUUGUGCAACACUUCGGAACCCAAGUGCAACUUAGUACUACCGUGGUCAACGGAUAGUCCUAUGGACCUGAGUCCAUUGAUUUCCAACUCCCCUUUCCAGUUCAGCGACUUUUCAAACAACAAGAUCGUCAUUUCCAUAUGUCGUGCUCUGCCAUCUGCAUUUUGUGGCGAACAAUCAACAACAGCUGGUGCAUGCGUUACGAUGAAAAAUAACGUCAAUGUAACCAUCCUUGCAGGAAUGUCCAGCUCUGAUAUUACGUGGAAUCAGGGUAAAUUGGGGAUUUUCUUUGAUCGACUUCCAGGAAGCAACAUGACCACUGAAAUAAUCUUCAUUUGCAACCACUUCGAGACAACGAUAGGAAAGUACAAGAUGACGUCAAACUUCCUAGCAGAAACCAUCCAUAUUACUUGGUAUACCAACGCAACCUGCUUAUCUCCGACUCCUUGGAUGAUUUACAAGCAAGACGCUUUCUUUAACCUAAGCUCUCCAAUGGAAGCAUCCAGGUUAACUUUUCUGCCAGUCCCUGUCACCAAUGAGACCUUCAUCUUUGGCUUAUUCCAAGCGAUACCUCCGUGGGAUGGCUGCGAAGACGGAGCAUUAGCAUGCCUGCAGCUGGCUACCGGAGGCGUUGGGCGUCAGGCUGGGUUGACGUUAGGCCGAGUGCAGCGAGGGCUGAGGGUGCUCGAGAAUAACUCCUUGGAGAUUCUCUACGUGGAUGGAGAUCUGUGCCCGGCUUGUCCUGAGCUUCGUCUGUCAACACGCAUACUGUUCGUCUGCACCAUCGGCGAGAAUGACCCAAUGCUGACCGGGAUGUCCAACAAUAGUUGCGAAAUGAACGUUGAGUGGCACACGCGCUACGCUUGUCCUAUCCAAUACUCGAGCCUCCUGAACGCCAAUGCCGUGGGCAACGACGAACAAACAGUAUUGAAUAACUUCACCAACUUUACGAACGUGCAUAUGAAUCCAAGGAUGAUACCAUUUGAAAAUAUAGGGAUAAAUUCAUCCCGGACUUCUUUCAACGUCCAGACAACGAGAGGUGGAAAUGCGAACGUCUCCCAAUGCCCGCCGGCCGAUUUCAAAAGUACUUGCAUGAAGGCGAUGAUAGCGUCAACGAUAUCAUCAUUCUUUCUUGGAGCGUUGCUCGCGUCGUGCAUCGUGUUCAUUUGGUAUUGCGCGACCAAACAAUCUCCUUGUGAUGUGAAUAAUCGCAGGGACCGGCAAGCCUGUACUGGAAAACCAAGUCGUCGCAGAACUUCCAAGAAUUGCCGCUCGUCUUCACUGAGCAGCAGGAGCGGGAGAAGCGCGUCUCUGGGAAGCCUGAGUAACCUGAGUUCCAGCUUUCGUAUGCAGGAAUGUGACGUUAACAUAGAGAUGGGUCUCCCUAGGGGUAAAUAUGAGUGCUCGAGGGCUGAAGCGCGGGCCAUGAGGCUUGCCAGGUCUUCGGCCUGGAACUCCAUGCCGUGGAGGAGGUCGAGUGACUCGGCCAAGUGUUAAGACUUGCGACGAAUUAUAGCACGUGAUUUUGGCAAUGAUUGUUCGAGAUCGACGCACGGGUUUUUUUAAUUAAUGCUUGUUCAAGACCGACGCGUGAGUUUGUCAAUGAUUGCUCAAGACCGACGCGUGAGUUUGUCAAUGACUGUUCAAGACCGACGAGUAAGUUUGUCAAUGCUUGUUCAAAACCGUUGAAUGAGUUUGUCAAUGCUUGUUCAAAACCGACGCAUGAGUUUGUCAAUGCUUGUUCAAGACCGCCGCGUGAGUUUGUUAAUGAUUGUUCAAGACCGACGCAUGAGUUUGUCAAUGCUUGUUCAA